Naegleria gruberi is the source of this 642-nucleotide messenger RNA. RefSeq lists its product as uncharacterized. Gene Ontology annotation, cellular component: endoplasmic reticulum. Gene Ontology annotation, biological process: ubiquitin-dependent protein catabolic process. The record is from RefSeq and is a predicted model, not a curated record. Gene Ontology annotation, molecular function: ubiquitin-like protein conjugating enzyme binding; ubiquitin protein ligase activity. The transcript has a single exon. NCBI's taxonomy places the organism in Eukaryota, Heterolobosea, Eutetramitea, Acrasida, Naegleriidae. The coding region runs from base 1 to 642 and encodes 213 amino acids.
AUGAUUUCAUCAUCAUCAACUGCCACUACUAGUAAUAAUAAUAUGUUAUCAUCAUCAUCACCAUCAUCACAAAUGAAUGAAUUAGAUGAUGAUCCAAUAAUAGUUGAUUAUGUAUCAGAUAUAUCAGAUAGUGAAGAUUUACAUUAUCAAAAUAUUAAUACAAAUCAAUCUACUUUUAUUAAUGAAAUUAAUCAAUCAUCAUCAUCAUCUACCACCAACAAUAACACCUCCUCCUCCUCCGAUAGUACUAAUAAUAAUGAAUUAAAUAAUAAUAAUAUAAAUAAUACAACAACAACAAGUAUAAUCAAUCCAUCGUCAUCAUCUCCGUCAUCAUCAACCAUUGAAACAUUAAAAUCAUCAUCCAAUUCUACAAAUACACAACAACAAGAAGAAAAUGAUGAUGAUAAUAUGUGGUCAUGUAAUAUAUGUUUUGAUACAGCAAGUGAACCAGUUAUAACACAAUGUGGACAUUUAUAUUGUUGGUCUUGUAUAUAUAGAUGGAUGCAAAGUCAUUCAACUCAAAAUUUACAAUGUCCUGUUUGUAAAGCAGGUAUUCAACAAGAUAAAUUAAUUCCUAUUUAUGGUAGAGGUCAUUCAAAUAAUUCAUCAUCUAAUAAUAAUAAUUCUAAUUCAUCAAUCUAA